This is a messenger RNA of Cynara cardunculus var. scolymus (artichoke), 1924 nucleotides long. Its product is annotated as 3-phosphoshikimate 1-carboxyvinyltransferase 2. Gene Ontology annotation, biological process: chorismate biosynthetic process; aromatic amino acid biosynthetic process. Bases 138 to 1694 code for a protein of 518 amino acids. The transcript has 8 exons. Gene Ontology annotation, molecular function: 3-phosphoshikimate 1-carboxyvinyltransferase activity. Lineage: Eukaryota; Viridiplantae; Streptophyta; Magnoliopsida; Asterales; Asteraceae. The record is from RefSeq and is a predicted model, not a curated record.
AAAUCGACAGUGUUGAACACCCACCUACUCUCUUCAUCCUCCAUUUGAGUUCUAAAUCACCACCUCCAAAUCUAAGUUAAAAUCCACCAUUACCUACUGCGUGUUCUUGUGUGUAAAAGCACACAGUUAAGGAGAAAAUGGCAACUCACAUUAGCAACGUCGCUCAGAAUCUUCAAACUGCCAAUUUCACUUGCAAUCUCUCCAAAUCCCAAAACCUUUCUUCCAAAUCGUUAUCUUUCUUAUCUUUUGGAUCGACAUACAAAAACCCAAUUGCUCAAAUCUCUGUUUCUUCUAACAAAAACUUUGGGAGGAAAUCGUUUACCGUAUCUGCUUCUGUUGCCACCACGGAGAAGCCGUCGACGGUACCGGAAAUUGUGUUGCAACCCAUCAAAGAGAUCUCCGGCACCGUUAAUUUGCCCGGCUCCAAGUCUCUGUCUAAUCGGAUUCUUCUACUCGCUGCGCUUUCUGAGGGAACAACCAUUGUCGACAAUUUACUUAACAGUGAUGACGUUCAUUACAUGCUCGGGGCUUUAAGAGCACUAGGGCUACGUGUCGAAGAAGAUGGUGCAAUUAAAAGGGCAAUUGUGGAAGGUUGUGGUGGCGUAUUUCCGGUGGGUAGAGAAGCUAAAGAAGAAAUUCAGCUUUUCCUUGGAAAUGCAGGAACAGCUAUGCGGCCGUUGACAGCUGCAGUUACUGCUGCCGGUGGAAAUUCAAGCUACAUACUAGAUGGGGUUCCUCGGAUGAGAGAGAGGCCGAUAGGUGAUUUGGUCACGGGUCUUAAGCAGCUUGGUGCAGAUGUCGAUUGUUUUCUUGGGACAAAUUGCCCGCCUGUUCGUGUAGUUGGAGGUGGAGGCCUCCCUGGUGGAAAGGUUAAGUUGUCCGGAUCCAUUAGUAGUCAAUACCUUACCGCUUUGCUUAUGGCUUCUCCCCUUGCCCUCGGGAAUGUAGAGAUAGAAAUCAUAGAUAAACUAAUUUCGAUACCGUAUGUCGAGAUGACGUUAAAAUUGAUGGAACGCUUUGGUGUCUCGGUGGAACACAGUGAUAGUUGGGACAGGUUCUUUAUCCAAGGCGGUCAAAAGUACAAGUCUCCCGGAAAUGCUUACGUGGAAGGUGAUGCUUCAAGUGCGAGUUACUUCUUAGCUGGCGCUGCCAUAACCGGCGGCACCAUCACCGUUGAAGGCUGCGGAACAAGUAGUUUGCAGGGUGAUGUGAAAUUUGCUGAGGUUCUUGGACAAAUGGGUGCCGAAGUAACAUGGACCGAGAACUCAGUCACUGUGAAGGGCCCACCGAGGGAUUCUUCUGGAAGGAAACAUUUGCGUGCCGUAGAUGUGAACAUGAACAAAAUGCCGGAUGUUGCCAUGACUCUUGCUGUGGUUGCUCUUUAUGCCGAUGGUCCUACAACCAUUAGAGACGUUGCUAGCUGGAGAGUUAAAGAAACCGAAAGGAUGAUUGCCAUUUGCACAGAACUCAGAAAGUUGGGAGCGACGGUGGAAGAAGGUGCGGACUACUGUGUGAUCACUCCGCCGGAGAAGUUGAAUGUAACGGCAAUAGACACAUACGAUGAUCACAGGAUGGCCAUGGCUUUCUCGCUUGCCGCUUGUGCUGAUGUUCCAGUGACCAUCAAGGAUCCCGGUUGCACCCGUAAGACGUUCCCUGAUUACUUUGAAGUUCUUCAGAAAUUCGCCAAGAAUUGACGUGAUUUCUCGUUAUCAUCCGUCGCUCGUGUCGUUUGAUGUUUUAAAAUAAGUUUUUGUUUUGAUUUCAAGGUGUAAAGUAUGUGAUUUUGAGGGGUAAUCUUAUUGCUAUGAGAUCUGUAAUUCUUUGAGAGUAUGAUGGAUGUAAUAAUUUGAGGUGAACUUUGGGUUAGAUUGAAGUAUAAUCUUAUGCAAUUCAAGUUGAACUUAAGGGUUGUUUCGCAGGUUCC